This is a messenger RNA of Daphnia pulicaria, 745 nucleotides long. RefSeq lists its product as uncharacterized. The transcript has 3 exons. Bases 193 to 528 code for a protein of 111 amino acids. Lineage: Eukaryota; Metazoa; Arthropoda; Branchiopoda; Diplostraca; Daphniidae. The record is from RefSeq and is a predicted model, not a curated record.
UCAUAUCUUUAUUAUGUAAUUAUUGUUAACUUUGAGCUGGACACUGACUCACAGGAAACCUCUCUCAGGGGCUGUGUUAAAAAAUCCACUAUUGAAACUUCUGCACCUUGCAAACAAGAGCUUGAGCCAUGGUUUGAAAAUGUUGAAUGCAAUGUUGAGCAGAUCUUCAAAGUUUUGAAAGCUUAUAGUGAAAUGAAUAAUGCAAGGAAAAUUGGACUUGAUACUUGCAAGGAAAAGCUUCCUUCUCUAAUUUCUGUUUCUCAGCUUGAAAUGUUGGAAGGUAUCACUGUUGAACUGAGCAAUGAGGAUGCUUAUUUUUAUCGGAUCAAAUGGAAGCUUGAACCUUGUCCAAAACAUUUCGCGAAAGUGAUUAAUUAUUGUCGCCUCGCAUGUACUGAAGAUGGUGUCAAAUAUCUGAAGAAUAAGACUAAACUGUCAAAUAUCAAGAAAAAAUUAAGUAGUUCUCCUGUAGAAAUGAUUCAACUUUUGGCCAGUGAAAUCGACAGCUUCAGAAAGAAAAAAAGAUGAUAAAAACCUUACAGCACAGAUUAUGAAAAGCGCUUAUAAUUUCCUUUGUACUUGAGCUUUUUAUUUAUCUGUGACACUUAUGGUGGAGAUAUCACUGCAUUGCUUUAUUGUUUCGGUAGAACUGAUCUCUUGAACCACCUCCAUCCCCUUUACAACUCGCCCAAAUGCGUUUUGUUUGUUUCCAAACAGUUGAAACAGUGAAAUAUAAAACAAAACA